AUGCUAAGCAACAAAUUGCGCACCCUGGCCCUGGUCCUAGGAGCCGCCCUGGUCAGGGCAGUGGACGCAGCGCCAGCAUCUCAAGGAUCAUGGAACUCCGCAUUAUCGCAAGUCUUCGAGACGACCGAUCGACUCCCGCUACCGAAUCUCGGUAACCUUGUCGCUCAUGAUCCAAACAUCGUCCAGUACGAAGACCACUACUACCUCUUCAAGGGCGGACACCAUGUCCCGAUCUUCAAAGCCGACAAUCUCAGUGGACCCUGGGCCCAGAUCGGCACCGUGCUAGACGAUGAUAGCAUCAUUGACGUCGGGAACCGGUCGCGACCCUGGGCCCCGACGACAAUUUUCAAAAAUGGCACCUUUUAUUGCUAUUAUACACUAAGCCACGCCGGGAGCCGCCAUAGCGCGAUUGGAGUUGCGACGACCACUAAAUUAGACGGCACUCCGUGGAAGGAUCACGGUGCUGUGAUUCGGACUGGGGAAGGGGAGGGCUCCGAUGUGUUCCCAUUCACCCAGACGAAUGCGAUCGAUGCGUCCUUUAUCACCGACCAGGAAACUGGAAAGUCUUAUCUGAAUUAUGGCAGUUUCUGGCAUAAUAUCUGGCAGAUUCCGCUCGCCGAUGAUCUUCUCUCUAUUGAGGAGCCGCAGCAUCCUGAUGCGGUUCAGUUGACCUUUAUGCCGGAUGAGAAGAUUAAGCCGGAGGAAGGGUCUUGGAUGAGCUAUCAUGACGGUUAUUAUUAUACUUGGUUUAGCCGUGGCAAGUGUUGCAAGUUUGGUGGGGAGAAAGCAGGUGGGUUCCCUGGUAGGGGCCAGGAAUAUAAUAUUCAUGUUGGACGGUCGCGGAAUGUCCGUGGUCCGUUUGUUGAUAAAGAUGGAGAUUCACUUGUGGAGGGCGGUGGCACGGUUGUCUAUGCUUCGAAUCAUGGGCUGGUUUAUGCGCCUGGUGGCCUGGGAGUGUUGGCUGGGAAUGACUCGACCCCGGAUAUUCUCUAUUACCACUACCUCAACACGAGUAUUGGGUUCAAAGAUGGAGAUGCGCAUCUCGGCUGGAAUUUGUUGAAAUAUCAGGAUGGUUGGCCUGAAGUUACAACUGUGAGUGCUGGUGCCAUAUUCAGCCUUCCCGGUUGGCUCUAUUUGACGACUUUGAUGGGGUUCUGGCUAUGUAUCUGGUUCUAG
Penicillium waksmanii is the source of this 1176-nucleotide messenger RNA. RefSeq lists its product as uncharacterized. Gene Ontology annotation, molecular function: arabinan endo-1,5-alpha-L-arabinosidase activity. The transcript is spliced from 3 exons. Bases 1 to 1176 code for a protein of 391 amino acids. Lineage: Eukaryota; Fungi; Ascomycota; Eurotiomycetes; Eurotiales; Aspergillaceae. The record is from RefSeq and is a predicted model, not a curated record. Gene Ontology annotation, biological process: carbohydrate metabolic process.